AUGGAGGGGCUAGCAGUAACCCUGGAGCGUCUCCGGGGGCGCGUCGGAGCUAGAGCCAGAUUCCGAUCCUUAUCUAGAUCUAGAUCUAGGUCUGCAUCUGCAUCUGGAUCCAGGUCUGGAUCUGAAGCCGGAGCCCGAGCAGUGGAGCCGCCGCUGCGGGCCGGGCAGUGGCUGGAGGGUCUGGCAGAGGACCUUGCGCAGCAGCCGGAUGGCAGCAUUGAAGGAAAGCUUGACUUUGAAAUGAGGAUGCGAGAGGGAAUACGCAAACUCCUUUCACUGAGUACUCAAAAAGACCAAAUCUUAGAGGUUGUUAAAAAUCUGAUGGUCUGCAAUGCCCGAAUAAUGGCCUAUACAGAAGAGCUCCAGAAACUGGAAGCGGAAGCCCCUGUGGUCCAUGAAGAGACAGAAAGACGAUGCAGGAAUGAAGCGGAAGCCCGUACGGCUUGUAAAGGAAAGGUUGCUCUCUCAGAUAUUCGAAUACCAUUAAUGUGGAAAGACUCUGAUCAUUUCAGUAAUAAAGAAGGAUCACAGCGCUAUGCCGUAUUUUGUUUGUUCAAGAUGGGAGCUGAAAUUUUUGACACCGAUAUGGUUAUUGUCGAUAAAACAAUCACCGACUUAUGUUUUGAAAAUGUAACUAUAUUUAAUGACGCUGGGCCAGACUUCCAGGUAAAGCUGGAAGUCUACAGCUGCUGUGCUGAAGAACCGUCCCUAGCAAGUACAUCGAGAGUGUUUGCCAAGAAACUGAGAUCGUCUUUCAGGAAGGCGAGAGCGAAAAAACUCAGUUGUAUGCAGCAAGAAAACGACCUUGACGAUGACUUUCACAUCAACUCGCAGAAACUGAGUGUAGAGUACAAUUUGCUUGCACAUACUACGUUGACCCUGGAACACACCGAAGAUAGUUUCAAGACUCAUCCUCUUACUAUUACUGGAAAUGAAGAGUCAUCAUUCUGGCUCCCCUUGUAUGGCAACAUGUGCUGCCGAUUAGCUGCUCAGCCAGCUUGCAUGACUGAAGAUGCAUUCAAAGGAUAUCUUAAUCAGCAGCAAAUAGUCCAAGAUGUGAUUUUGUUCAGAAGGUUCUACUGUGUGCUGAGAGGCAGCCAGCUCUUAUGCUAUUGCUGCGCAGAAGAAAUCGAGGCGAAACUGGAACCCACCUUGGUAGUGCCCAUUAACAAGGACACCCGAGUCUUCGUGGUCCCGAAGAAGGCGGAUCACUUCUCCAUCGUCAACAUCGAGGCUGGCCUGGGGGUCACCGAGGUCUUCUUGGCCGAUGACUCGGAGGCGUUUCACGCGUGGAUGGGAGCUUUCUCGCAGCAUUUCUUGGACUUCAGCCAAUGGAAGCAUUGUUGUGAAGAACUUAUGAAAAUUGAGAUUAUGUCACCACGGAAACCACCUUUGUUCUUGACAAAAGAGGCGACCUCAGUCUACCAUGAUAUGAGCAUUGAUUCCCCAAUGAAAAUGGAGAAUUUAACUGAAGUAAAGAAGAAAAAUGAAGAUACUAAAGGGAAGUUCUUUAUUGGCCUAGAGCGACCUUUAUCCCCAUGGGCUGCCAUAUUUGAUGGAACUCGUCAAAUGGUCAUCCAUAAAAAUGUUGUUGUGCUUCCCGCAAACGAACAAUUAAACAGUAAUGAUGAGAAAGUGAAAAAAAGGCGAGCGCCUUCGACUCCUUCGGAGAAGCCGCUGUGUAGCGUGAAAGGACAGACCAAGGCAGGCCAGUUGGACAAGGAAAACGUCUGGGAAGAGACAAGCUUUGUGUCUCGGACCUCCUUGUUGAGUACAUCGUCCUUAAUGCACCAGUUAUAG
Molecule: messenger RNA, 1800 nt
Organism: Gracilinanus agilis (Agile Gracile Mouse Opossum)
Lineage: Eukaryota; Metazoa; Chordata; Mammalia; Didelphimorphia; Didelphidae
Gene: RTKN2
Product: rhotekin 2
Exons: 12
Coding region: 1-1800 (599 amino acids)
Biological process (GO): signal transduction; positive regulation of cell population proliferation; hemopoiesis
Source: RefSeq, a predicted model, not a curated record